UCUGUUUCCGCAUUUCGCCGGGCCGGCGCGACGUCACAUCCUGCCACUUCACCGCCAAUUUACGAGGCUUUCUCUGUGGAAAAAAGCCACAUUUUUAUGUCAACGUGGCCGACAAUUAGAAAAUUAGUCGUCAGUCGUUGAACUUUGGCGGACAUUAAUUGACAGACGCGGUUGUGGCGUGAACGUUUUCGAACCUGCCGCUUUACUCUCCAUGUAAACUGCAGUGACAGUUUCAUCAGCAGCUCGCAGUCAGUCAGGGGAGGAGUCGAGCACACGCAGAGCCCACCUCUGUUCAAGUGUGUGAUAAAUGAAAGAAAAAGAGGUUAAAGAAGAUGAAUGAGGCUCAAUAGGAGACGUUACAGGGGGCAGGUACUCAUACGGGACGAGCUAAAGUGAGACUUCAGCAGCUCAAUAGAGGCAGACAGUAGAAACAGACCAUGCUGCUGAGAAGGCUGACCCUGUGCUCAAGGAGCCCGCUGGACUUCCAGAGACACGUAUGCCGGUUGCUCACCAGACCACUAACACAAGUUCCCCAGGGGAGAGCCCAUGGCAGCUCCUUUGCACACCGCAGUGAACUGCGUCAGGCCAAGAGGAUCGUUGUGAAGCUUGGCAGUGCUGUGGUCACCCGCGGAGAUGAGUGUGGUCUGGCUCUGGGGAGGCUGGCCUCCAUUGUGGAGCAGGUGGCCAUGCUGCAGAAUCAGGGCAGGGAGAUGAUGAUUGUCACCAGUGGAGCGGUGGCGUUUGGCAAGCAAAGAUUAAGACAUGAGAUUCUGCUGUCCCAGAGUGUCCGACAGGCGCUGCACUCAGGACACAACCAGCUCAAAGACAUGUCGUUGCCGGUGCUGGAGGCCCGGGCCUGUGCUGCAGCUGGACAGAGUGGCCUGAUGGCCCUGUACGAGGCCAUGUUCACCCAAUACAGCACUUGCACUGCUCAGGUCCUGGUGACGAAUCUGGAUUUCCAUGAUGACGAAAAGAGGCAGAACCUUAACAGCACGCUGCAGGAGCUGCUGCGCAUGAACAUCGUGCCCAUCAUCAACACCAAUGACGCCGUGGUUCCACCGCCGGAGCCCAACAGUGACCUGCAGGGGGUAAAUGUGAUCAGCAUUAAGGACAACGACAGUCUGGCGGCACGGCUAGCUGUGGAGAUGAAGGCUGACCUGCUCAUCGCGCUGUCUGACGUGGAAGGACUGUACGACAGCCCUCCUGGCACGGACGACGCCAAGUUUAUUGACAUCUUCUACCCUGGAGACCAGCAGUCCAUCACCUAUGGCACCAAGUCCAGAGUUGGGAUUGGAGGCAUGGAGGCUAAAGUCAAGGCCGCCCUCUGGGCCCUGCAAGGUGGCACCUCUGUGGUAAUUGCAAAUGGCACCCACCCCAAAGUAACAGGUCAUGUCAUCACUGACAUUGUGGAGGGCAAGAAAGUGGGAACCUUCUUCUCUGAGAUCAAACCUGCCGGCCCCACUGUGGAGCAGCAGACAGAAAUGGCUCGUAACAUUGGAAGAACGCUGGCAUCUCUGCACCCAGACCAGAGAAGCGAGAUCAUCUGCCAUCUAGCAGAGCUGUUGACUGAGAGGAAGGAGGAGAUUCUGGCUGCCAACAAGAUGGACAUGGACCAGGCUGCAAAUGCAGGCCUGUUGCCUCCAGCCAUGUUAAAGCGUCUGAGCUUGUCACCGGCCAAACUCAACAGCUUGGCCAUAGGUCUGCGGCAGAUCGCUGUGGCCGCCCAGGACAGUGUGGGUCGUGUGCUGCAAAGGACCAGGGUGGCUCACAACCUGGAGCUGGAGCAGAUCACUGUUCCCAUCGGAGUUCUUCUGGUCAUCUUUGAGGCUCGACCUGACUGCCUGCCACAGGUGUCAGCAUUGGCCAUAGCCAGUGGCAACGCCCUCCUGUUGAAAGGAGGCAAGGAGGCAGCCAACACCAACCGUGUCCUCCACCAGCUCACCCAGGAAGCCCUUUCCAUGCAUGGAGUCAAAGAGGCAGUGCAGCUGGUGAGCACUCGUGAGGAGGUGGAGGAUCUGUGCCGACUGGACAAGAUGAUCGACUUGAUCAUCCCUCGAGGUUCAUCCCAGCUGGUGCGGGACAUUCAGCGGGCGGCUAAGGGCAUCCCAGUGCUCGGACACAGUGAAGGAAUCUGCCACGUCUACGUCGAUACAGAAGCCAGUGUUGACAAAGUCAUCAAAAUUGUCAGAGACUCCAAGUGUGACUACCCAGCUGCAUGUAAUGCCAUGGAGACUCUACUGAUCCACAGGGACAUCCUCAGGACCCCAGUGUUUGACCAGAUCAUUGACAUGCUGCGUACAGAGAAGGUGAAAAUUCAUGCUGGCCCUCGGUUCGCCUCCUAUCUGACAUUCAGCCCAUCAGAGGCGAAGUCCCUGCGGACGGAGUACGGUGACCUGGAGUGCUGCAUGGAGGUGGUGGACAGCAUGGAAGAGGCUGUGGAACAUAUUCACAAGUAUGGCAGCUCCCACACGGACGUGAUCGUCACAGAAAAUGAGGACACAGCGGAGCAGUUCCUGCAGCAGCUGGAUAGCGCCUGCGUUUUCUGGAACGCAAGCUCACGUUUUGCUGAUGGCUACCGCUUUGGACUGGGAGCAGAGGUAGGUAUAAGCACGGCUCGCAUCCAUGCCCGGGGCCCUGUCGGCCUGGAGGGGCUGCUCACCACCAAGUGGGUCCUGAGAGGCGAUGGGCACACAGCAGCCGACUUCUCUGAGCAGGGUACCAUGAAGUACCUCCAUGAAAACCUUCCUGUCACGCAGCCUCUAGCAGGGCAGAGGGACAGUAACUAGAUCAGAGACAUUCACAACAGUUGUUUGGCCUUUACGUCAAUUGAAUGGUUGAAUUAUCCACCAGGAGGAUCAGUCUUUGGGGGGGUCUUGUUGCAGAUGAUGGCUGAUGCCACUGAUUUUAAAAGCACAUGGCAUGGAGAGAGACGCUCAGCACACAAAAGGUUUUUUUGUAUUAAGCGUUUACAAAUGUUAUUAAUUCUACCUCAGGUUAAGGUACUUUCAGAUAAGUAAGGAAAGUCGCCCUAGGGCUGGGUGAUAUAGCCUUAAAAUAACAUUGCAAUAACAUUGACUUAUCUUGAAUCUCCUCAAAAGCACUUCAGGUACAAAAUCAAAUAUUACAAUAUUUAUGACCAAAUACCUCAGUGUUGUCACGAUGACUAUUGGAAGUUUCACACAGUAUUAACGCAAUACAAUUCUUCAUUAAAAAAUAACUGUCACUGUAUCGACUGAUUUAACCCCGAGUUGCUCCUCCCAACAACUUUGUCAUCCAGACUCGUUUCUUCCGCUUUUGUUUUUUCUCCCUGCAAAGUAUCAACGUUACGACAACAUGUUGUCUCCAUUUGUUUACCUUUUGAGAUCAUGUGAGAGAGAUCACGUGAGGUGCUCUACGAUAAUCUUCAUAAUAUCCCGUAGUGUGUGAUGCACCAUUACUUUCAGAUCUUUGGAAGUGUGUGCAGGUACGAGAUGAGAGGGAAGAUGAACAUAUGUGAAGAAGAUUCUCCUUAUGUGUGUGAUGCAACCCGAUCUCACAGUCGGUCAGGACAUUAGAACAAGUAGAGCAGUCUGGUAAGUUCAGGGUAUGACAUCACUUUACUAUGAUGCAGCCUUUAAAACAAGGAAAAGACAACACUUAUGUCAUGAUAUAAUGUAUUUCCUGAUGUUCCUUUAUGAUGUGGUGAUCACAGCACAUAGUACCUCCACAAUAACACAUAAACUGAGGGAAACUGUGAGCAAGAAGGGAGUUAAUUAGGAUUGCCUUCUUUUUAAAGAAGAAAAUACAGUUUUAUAACAAAGGAAACCGAAGUGCGUAUAUUUUUUUGUUCUCUUGAGGAGGCAAUUUCAGGAUAAAAUGGUGAGACUGACACUAAUUCACACAGAAGCAUUAUUUCAUUUCAUCAUAUAAUGUGCAUGAGACAGACAUCAGCACCAAACUGUGCUUAUGUCACUAAUUGUAUUGUGUAAAGCUGCCCAAUGUGGCCAAUUAAAAACCCAGUUUUCUAUCUUUAUCUGAAACAUAUUUUAUUUAUUCAGUUCCGUAUAUCAUCGACUAUUCUCUAAGAAAAUCAAGUUAUAACUACAAAUUAUGUAACUGGAGGCCCAAUUUGUGUCUUAGCUGAUUGGAUUGACUGAUUACCAACAAGGUUUCGUACUGACUGUACUGUAAGUGCUUUUAUUGUUCAUGUAAGCUACGUUUCUUUUCUUUUCUUGCUGUAACUCCAACUUUUUUGUAUAUUUUUGAAUGUACAGUUAGUGUGACGAGAUGAGGUGCUGGUGAAGGUAAUUGUUAAUGUGGACUAUAGAUUAAGACAACCACCACGAGUCAAACCAAAUCCUUGCAUUCCAAGCAUUAAAACUUGAUUACAUGAUUAAAAAUGUGCACCCCGAUAAACAUUUCUACAACAGUCCCAGAAAGUCACCGGUUUUGUUUUACAGCAAUAUAAGUUAACAUACACUCCAAACUUGUAUUCAUCCGUUUUUAUUUACCAUAUUUUAUUUAUUUGAUCAUUGUUACCAGUUGUGCUCAUUUUUCCAUGCUUUGCCGCUUUUCUGCUCGUUCCUCAUGGCGCCCAGAGCCCCUGUCAGAGCAGGAACAGUAAUUGACAAGCUGCCUCCUUCAAGCUGGAGGGGAGAACGCGACUGCUUUUAAAUUAAGCUCUGUAACAUUCCAGCCUCUGAGCUCCUAUCUGAUGUCUUGCAACGCACACUUAAGGAGUGGUUUGGGUUGUUUAAUAGCAGAAUGUAGAAUAAAAAAAGGUUGAAAAAGAAUA
Molecule: messenger RNA, 4774 nt
Organism: Acanthopagrus latus (yellowfin seabream)
Lineage: Eukaryota; Metazoa; Chordata; Actinopteri; Spariformes; Sparidae
Gene: aldh18a1
Product: aldehyde dehydrogenase 18 family, member A1
Exons: 18
Coding region: 438-2786 (782 amino acids)
Cellular component (GO): cytoplasm; mitochondrion
Molecular function (GO): glutamate-5-semialdehyde dehydrogenase (NADP+) activity; glutamate 5-kinase activity; ATP binding
Source: RefSeq, a predicted model, not a curated record